AGAAGAUACUAUUAAGUCGAUAUUUAAUCAAGUAUACGGCUACUGUGGUUGCUUUGGCGACCAGUAAUACCUCAGUUAUCACUGCCACUGUUAGGGUACAGGUUGUGUUACAUUUUUGUAGAUUACAGCUUGAAUUAAAUUUCUUUUAAAAUUAUGGCUAAUAAAUCUGUAACCACCUAUGAAAAACCUCUACCACACAUAGGAUUAGCGGACUGGUAUGCAAAACAAUGGGAACUUCAACAAGGUGCAGAUGCCACAAGUGUAGAAGCAUUUAAUUUAAGAAAUUCAGGAAAAAUUAUUCAGUCAGAAACUAUGGUGAAAACUAUAUGGGACACGUACAUGAAUAAUGCUCGUCUUGCCGAUAGGGUAACAGAGUUAUCACGAUGGAGGGAGUUACUUCAGAAUUUAUUAGAUAAAUUAUUAUCGGAGAUUCGUUCUCUAAAGGAUGAAAAAAUUGACGCAGAAAAAGAAUUAGAAACAUUAAAUUAUCCUUUACAAGUAACAGCACAAUGUAUUUCAAUGAGAGAUUGUCGUAGGGGGACUGAGCUUACUUAUGAUGAAGCUGAUACAGAACUGAAAAAAGAACUCUGUGUCAUAGAGAAUGUCAAACAGUCAUUGACUAACAGAGUCCAAGCUGCAUGGGAAAAGUUAAAUCGUUUGGAGGAAGUUCGAUUUAAAGUGGCACUGGAUGUAGAAGAUAAGGAUGAAACUAUAAAAAUAGAUAAAGAAAAUCUUAGUUUGGAUCGUACAUGUGCAAAUAUUAGCUAUAAACCAAAUUCAUUAAGGGUUCCAAAAAAUGCAAUAUCUUAUGAAGCUUGGUUGGAACAUUGUCGGUAUUCCAAAAUUUUGGCCGAUAACGAAUUAAGCGACGUGUACAGUUUUCGCGAGUCCAUGAAUGUAAUGCGGGAACGCGCAAGAAAUGACAUUAAGGCUCAGCAGGAUGUAACAGACUUCAGUUUACGGAAAAGAAUAUAUCAAACACAAAAAGCUCGCAAUGAAUUGGAAUGGCAAAAGCUUAAAAUACAAAAAGAAAUGGAAAUCAUGCAAAAAGAAAUAGUGCGACUGGAAGAUGCUCUCCUGCACAAAACUGAUUCAAUUAAAUGCGCAGAAACAAGAUUAGAAAAUCGCACUUAUCGUCCUGGUUUUGAGAUCUGUCGUGAUGAAGUAGACUUUGGUUUGAAAGAUGAGGUUUUACAGUUGCGACAGACUGAAAAAGAUUUGAACAAAGUUAUCGACAAUUCGAAACAAGUGUACAACAAUCUAGAAAGUUUACUUCUAAGAAUUGAAAGAAAUAUAGAUGAUAAACAGCAUUCGUUAGGAACGGAUGUGAUGUGUUUGGAUAUGCGAGCAACAUUAAAAACUGGGGAUAGAACACGAUUACCUAAUGAAACGGACCGUAACAUUGUUCUUACGCGUAUGGAGCAGGAAAUACCGCUCGAGUCAGCAUAAUGUACGUGUA
This is a messenger RNA of Dufourea novaeangliae, 1459 nucleotides long. RefSeq names its product tektin-B1. The transcript has 7 exons. Lineage: Eukaryota; Metazoa; Arthropoda; Insecta; Hymenoptera; Halictidae. The record is from RefSeq and is a predicted model, not a curated record. Bases 154 to 1449 code for a protein of 431 amino acids. Gene Ontology annotation, biological process: cilium movement involved in cell motility; cilium assembly. Gene Ontology annotation, cellular component: microtubule cytoskeleton; nucleus.